AUGUGCACUACUCAUCAGGCAGAUUGCCUCGCCAAGCUCAAUGCGAUACUUGAGGAAAGUAUCGCAGCUGGAGUGCCUGGGCUCUCGGUCGAAAUAGCCUCAUCGCGGGGGCAUUGGACCUUGACGGCCGGUGUGUCGGACGGCCUCCAGGCCAUCGAGCCCACUCACGUCUUCGGCAUCGGCAGCAUCACCAAGGUAUUUACUGCUGUUGUCAUCUUCCAGCUUAUAGAGGAGGGCAAGUUGCAUUUGUCGGACACCGUCUGCAGGAUUCUAGGCAGCGAGAUAUACCGUGACAUUGAUGAUGCCGCAGAAGCGACCGUCGCGCAGCUGUUGAGUCACACGGCGGGCAUAGACAGCUGGGAAGACGACUCUUUAUGGAUCCGAGAAGGGCGUGGUAGUAAGCUGGAUCCAACGCAUAUAUGGGACAAGGUUGAGCCUCUGGGCUACAUUCGUCGGCCAAAGAUUACUGCCCCGAGCAGGGGCGAUUGGUACUACGCCAACACCAACUACACGCUGCUCGGUUUGAUGAUAGAAAAGAUCACCCAGAGCACUGCAGAGGCGGAAAUUCGUCGACGGAUCCUCGAGCCAUUGGCCAUGGAACACACGUUUCUUGAGGGAUUCGAGCCUCCAAACCAAGGGAAACUGGCCCACCGGUACCAGUGGGCUACGGACACAUUUCGCGACACAGCGGGAAUAUGUCCGUCCUUUCCCGGCGCACGAGAUGGUAGGCUUAUUGACUGCACCAAGUCCAAUUUGUCUGUCGAGUGGGUUGCAGGCGGCAUGGUUUCCUCUGCUUCGGACCUCACCAAAUUUGCUGUCGCCCUUCGCGAUGGGAGGCUGUUGAGCUCAGAGUCCCUGGAUAUCAUGACUACGUGGAGGCCUGCCACGGACUCAUCCGAGAUGGGUCACGGUAUUUUCAGACGGAGGGACCAUGGAACCAACGCAUGGCUGGGACACUUUGGCGGUGUUUUAGGCUUCACGGGGGCAUUAUGGUGGAAAGAGGAGGGCGACUGUGUAAUCAGCGUGCUCUCUAAUGUGGGAACCAUGCAUGCUGGCAAAGUGCCUUCAAGUGCUGCCCAUGUAAUUAUCGACUCCAAUAUUCUGGAGAUUGCUUCUCAAUUAGCAGCAGCUUAA
Messenger RNA from Talaromyces rugulosus, 1134 nucleotides. RefSeq lists its product as uncharacterized. The transcript has a single exon. The record is from RefSeq and is a predicted model, not a curated record. Bases 1 to 1134 code for a protein of 377 amino acids. Lineage: Eukaryota; Fungi; Ascomycota; Eurotiomycetes; Eurotiales; Trichocomaceae.